AUGGGUUGGAACAACCUAUUCGGCAAAAAAGGCGACUCGCUGACUCAAUCCAACUCCCAGCGCAAUCUCAGCAAGGCGCGGCGGCAAAAAGGCGGAGAGGCGGAGUCGUCCUCUCCGGGGGGAGCGCAAGCGGCGGAGGCACAUCCGGGAGCAGGAGCAGAGCCCGCGUCGUGGGACGGGCGGCGGGAGCGGGAGCCGCUGGAAGCGGCGCAACGAUCGCCGCAGGCGUUGCAGCAGUCGCUGGCGUCGCCCGCGCAACUUUCCCCGAAGCCGAUGGGCGCGGGGGUGCAGCAGGGGGAGGUGCAGGGGGGAGCGCGCGAGGAGCAGCAACAGCGGCAGCAGCAGCAGUUUGCGCAGCGACCGCAAGCGCAGCCGUCGCCGCCUCCGCAGCAGCAGGCGCCGUUCUCUCAGCCGCUCAUGCAGGCUCCCCAUUGGACGGGCGGAGGCUUCGCCGCGUCCGCCACAGGGCGGAGAAGCGGGGAGCGGGGCAGAGCGCAGGAGGGCAUGGGCGGAGCGGGCCCGGGGGGAACGAGCCCAAUGGGGGGGGUUAACGUGAGCGCAUUGGUUGGGGGGGCGAUGAUUGGGGCAGUCGGGGGAGCAACGCCGCCCAGGGACGCGCGGGUGCCUGCCGCGGGCGCGGGGGGAGCGCAGGCGAAGGCGCAGCAGGACGACGGCAUGGGGCGAGGCGCGUACCCCGCCUCCCGCGACUACUACCCCUCGCAGGGCGUCCCCACGCCGCACGGCACAGCCUCGGGCGCAGCUUCGGAACCCUGGCGCCAAGCCAGCGAGGCAGGCUCGGCGGUACGGCCGUGGGAGGUGCUGGGGGGGAUGAAGGAGGAGGAGUGGGCGGCGUUCAAGGGGUGGGUGGAGUCCACGUGGCGCUGCCGCCGCUGUGGCAGCCCCAGGGACGAUUUCACCGACCACCCUGUAGCCAUGGCCCUGCUGCAGCGCUGCGGUAUCAGCCCCCCCAGCAGCGCCGGCCAACCCGCCUCCUCCCCUCUCCACUCUGACGGCAGUGGAAGGUUCUCCGCACCUUCCUGGCAGCGGCAGCAGGGGGUGGGGGGCGGGGGCGGAGGGGAUGUGCAGAGGGGGGCGGUGGAUGCGCGCAGUCAUGGGGGCGGGUCCCCCCUGAACCCCUCCUCCAAGCGCCACUCCUUUGACGCCUCCCCUCUUGCCUCCACCACCACCACCAGCACCUUCACCGCCGGGCUAGGCGGGGACUACAAGGGGCAGGGGAACAGAAACUUCGACGAAAGCGCCCUGCAGGAGGUGCGGGCGCGGCUGGAAAUGGGGGGGGUGGGCGGAGGGGGAGGGGGAGGGGGGGGAAGAGGCGGGGGCGGGCUGGCGCGGACGAUGAGCAACACGGAGGUGCUGCAGAGGAAGCUGCUGGCGGCCAUCACGCGCGCGCACCAGGUGUAUUUCAUCGACAAGGAGCCGAACGGCAGCCUGGUGUUUGACUACCUGCUGUCCGCACUGCUGGAGGUGACCGAGUCCAUGUUCGGGUUCAUCUCGUCCGCGCUGCUCAAGGCCGAUGGCACGCCCUACCUCAAGACCCAUGCAAUGACGAACGUGGCGUGGAGCAAGGAGCUGAGGGCGUGGUACGCGGCCAACAGCCACAAGGGGCUCGUCUUCACCAACCUCAACACCCUCCACGGCACCGUGGUGCUCACAGGGCAACAGGUGCUCACUAACGAUGCUCGCAACGACCCCAGGUCGAGAGGAGUCCCUCCAGGCCACCCCCCGAUCGACAAGUUCAUGGGCAUCCCCCUCUACACCGGCACCGAGCUCAUCGGCGUCUUUGCCGUGGCCAACCGGGCGGCGGGGUACGAUGAGCAGCUGGUGAAGGAGAUUGAGCCGCUCACCAUGACCAUUGCCCAGAUGAUCUAUGCUGUGAAUGAGCGGAAGAGGCGCAAGGAGGCGGAGCUGCACUUGUCGAGUGUUGUGCAGGUUGCGAAGGAGGGCAUAAUGUCCCUGGCGCACAGCGGGCAUGUGACCUCCAUGAACCUGUCAGCGCGCCAGAUGUUUGGCUUUGCACAGCCGGGGGACGCGCCCCUGCCGGGCAGCAUGCGCGAGGGCGUGGCGGCGCCCGCCAACCUGCAGCUCAAGGACCUGCUCGUGGAGAUUGAUGGCCACCGCGACAUGCUCACGGCUGGGGGGCUGGACCACGCGUCAGGGCAGGUGCACAAGGGCACGGGGUUCCGCACGGACGGCAGCACGUUCCCCCUCGAGAUCUCCCUCUCCAAGGGCAACUACGACACCGUCUUCUAUGUCGCCGUGCUCAGAGACAUCUCAGAACGGCUCGAGGCGGAGAAGAAGCUCAAGGAGAGCGAGGAGCGGUGGCUGUAUGCGCUGUCGGGCAGUGAUGACGGAGUGUGGGACUGGAACGUGCGCGACAACACCAUGUUCUUCUCUGAUCGCUGGAAGCAGAUGCUCGGCUACGAGCCUGGCGACAUUGGGUCAACGCUAGACGACUGGGAGCGGCUGCUCCACCCGGAGGACAAGGACCGCGCGUAUGCAGACCUCAAGGAGCACCUGGACGGCGUGACGGCGCAGUUUGUGAACGAGCAGCGCCUGCGGUGCAAGGACGGGUCGUGGCGCUGGUUCCUGCACCGCGGCAAGCUGCUCUCCAAGACGGACGAUGGCGAACCGCUGCGUUUCGUGGGCACGCACACUGACAUCACUGACCGCAAGGUGGCGGAGCAGGCGAUGAUGGACGCUAAGGACGAGGCUGAGAGGGUGUCGCGCGCCAAAGCAGGCCUUAUACUCACACGCCACCAAUGUGUGCGAGGUGCACUCUGUGUCGAAUCAAACACACCCCGCCCUCCAUCCCUCUCACCUGCAGAUUUCCUGGCCACAAUGAGCCAUGAGAUCCGCACCCCCAUGAACGGCGUCGUGGGAAUGACGGCCCUCCUGCUCGACACCCACUUGACCCCCGAGCAACGGGACCGCGUGCUCACCAUCAGAGACUCGGGCGACAUGCUGCUGCAGAUCAUCAACGACAUCCUCGACUACUCCAAGAUCGAGUCCGGCAAGCUGGACAUGGAGCAGACGCUCUUCAACGUCGUGCAGGCGGUAGAGCGCGUGGCGGAGCUGCUCAUCCACAACGCCGAGUCCAAGGGGCUCGACAUCGUGAUCGAGAUCGAGCCGGAGACGCCCGUGUUCCUGGUGGGGGACGCCGGGCGCACGCUGCAGGUGCUGAUUAAUCUCGUGUCGAACGCUAUUAAGUUUACGGAGAAGGGGUAUGUGAAGUUCCGGUUGGAGGCGGAGAUUGGCGCGCCGUGCCUGCUGCAACUCCCCUCCUCCACCUCCACCUCUUCCGCUGCCGCUGCUGCUGCUUCUGGUUCCGCUGCAGCUCGUGGUGCGGCUGGGUCGCCUUUCAGGGACUCUCCUGAUGCCAGUGGCACUAACAGUCCUGCACAUGGGGCAUCGGGGAGCAUAGGAGCCGCCAUGCUGGCCGCGCAGCAGGAGGCGAGGGCCGCACGGGCACGGGCGCAGGAGGCGGCAGCGGCACAGGAGGCGGGCGUGCUGUACUGGGUGUGCCACGUCAGCGACACGGGGAUUGGCAUUCCCAAGGAGCGCAUCGGCCGCCUCUUCACCAAGUUCUCCCAGGUGGACGCCUCAACAACGAGAAGGUUCGGAGGAACAGGGCUCGGGCUGGCAAUCUCAAAGCAGCUGGUGGAGCUGAUGGGCGGCCGCAUAUCAGUGCACAGCGAGUUCCGCCGCGGCUCCACCUUCACCGUGCGCCUGCCCGUCAACACCCACCACCCCGCCUACGCCGCCGUCGCCGCUCUCAACCCGCCGCUCCCCACGCCCUCCACGCCCUCCGCCCACUCCGGCCACUCGGCUUCUGUGCUCUCCCCCGAGUCGCCUGCUGCGGCCGGCACAUCUUCCUAUGCGUCGUCGGGUCCGCUGCCCGUGCCGCUGGUUGUGCCGCCUGAGUUCCAAUCCAUCCGCGUGCUGCUCGUGAGCCCGCUCGAGGUGACAGUGUGUGCAAUGCAGAAGCAGCUGGAGGCAUGGAAGGUGCCGCACGCGUGCCUCACCUGCACGCCAGAAGAGGCCUUCCUCAAGAGGCUCCCUGCCGGCUCUCUGCCGCCCGCGCCGCCCCUGCCAGCCGGCCAACCGGCGCCCGCCACGUGGCGCGACGGGUCGGCGCGCAAGGGGCUGGCGGAGGACUAUGAUUUGAUUGUGAUUGACUGCUCUAACAAGCCGCAGCUCAUCGACCCCAUGUCGUCUGCGGUGUUGGAGCUGUUGGGGAGGGAGCGCGUGGGGGUGGUGGUGCUGCUGAAGCGGUCGCAGGUGACGGAGAGGACAGAGGGCGAGCUCAAGGCCGUGCGCUACUGGCGCGACCGCUGCCCCGCCAUGCUCAAUAAGCCCAUGGUGCGCCCCAAGGCACUGCUGGAGGCGAUGGAAUCGGCCAUGCAGAGCACCCCCGGCGGCGAGGGCCUGUUCCUGUCGUCGGGGCGGCGCAGGCAGCAGCCGCGGCCCGCUGCGAGGAGCAUGGGGCCGAAGCUGAGUGGCCGCAUCCUGCUGGCUGAAGACAACCUGAUAAACCAGAAGGUGGCAAAGUCGAUGCUGGCACAGCUGGGCGUGACCAUAGACAUUGCCAACAAUGGCGUGGAGGCUGUCAGCCUCUUCCAGAAGAACAAAUACAACCUCAUCCUCAUGGACUGCCAGGUCCGCAACCUCAUCACCACGGACUGCCAGAUGCCGGAGAUGGACGGGUGGGCAGCCAGUCGCAGGAUCAGGGAGCUGGAGGCACAGCAGGCACAGCCAUCCGUCACCAUUGUCGCCCUUACGGCCAACGCACUCAAGGGCGACAGGGAGCAGUGCCUCGCUGCCGGCAUGACAGGUGAGGGUGUGAGAGGUGAGGGUGUGAGAGGUGAGAGAAUGACAGGUGAGGGUGUGAAAGACUACAUGUCCAAGCCUGUCAGCAAGGCCGCUCUGGAACGGGUUCUCAGGCAAUACCUGGACAAGGCAUCAACUGAGGGAGGCGUGAAAUGA
Messenger RNA from Closterium sp. Naga37s-1, 5001 nucleotides. NCBI's taxonomy places the organism in Eukaryota, Viridiplantae, Streptophyta, Zygnematophyceae, Desmidiales, Closteriaceae. The record is from the annotation of a GenBank genome assembly.